This is a messenger RNA of Leptosia nina, 1764 nucleotides long. Lineage: Eukaryota; Metazoa; Arthropoda; Insecta; Lepidoptera; Pieridae. The record is from the annotation of a GenBank genome assembly.
AUGGGUUUACAUAAGCGUGAAAAGAAUGGUCUUCUCUCGUACGAGAAUCCCAAUUAUCACUUGGACCCGACGCGACUGGAAUCCGCAAUCUACAGUGACCUGUACGACAUGCAUGACGACAAAAGCAUGCCGGACGACUACGACGCUUAUCUAGAUAACAGGAGAGUUGAAGACGAGGCGUCUUCACCAGUUGGGAAAGUGAACGAGAACUGCGGUCUCAUCACGCCGCCGCAGCAAAAUGGCGGGGAGGAAUCGCCCCCUCCCGAAAAAGAACGGGCUGACCGAGAAGACUCAGAGAAGUUACACACGGCCUCCAAUGGACCAGUGCCUCAUUGCGCUGAGGGGCCCAACGAUGAUUUGUACGCUAUUCCAGUCAAGCUAAGGCCAAAGAAGGAGACGCUACCUCCUGGUUGGGAAAAACAUGAAGAUAAUGAUGGCCCCUACUACUGGCACAUAAAGAGCGGAACAAUACAACGCGAGAUACCGAAAAUGCCCCCGAUAGAGGCGCGUGAGUCUCGAAUUUCCAUGGUUCGGGAUUGUUCCAACCUAUCAGAAGUCAAGUACGACGGGCCGAUGACGACGUCAGUGACGAGGAGUACCACCAGUGGUGCGCUUGAUCACGACGCUCAAGAAGCUGAGAGGAAGCGGAAAGAGGAGAUUGCGUACAAACGCCGCAGUUACCCCGCGCGUCCGGAGUCCGACGGGCGUGCGGUCCGGUUCUUCGUCAGGUCUCUCGGUUGGGUGGAGAUCUCUGAAGCUGAUCUCACUCCGGAGAGGUCGAGCCGAGCCGUGAACAAGUGCAUCGUGGACCUCAGUCUCGGUCGGAAUGAUUUACUGGAUCAAGUUGGGCGUUGGGGAGAUGGCAAGGAUUUAUUCAUGGAUCUGGAUGACGGAGCUCUGAAACUGAUCGACCCUGAAAGUCUGAACACACUUCACACGCAACCCAUACACACCAUACGGGUUUGGGGAGUCGGAAGGGAUAACGGACGGGACUUCGCAUAUGUAGCUCGCGAUAGAGUGACACGCAAGCACAUGUGUCACGUGUUCCGCUGCGAGGCACCAGCUCGGUCCAUCGCCAACACUCUACGUGACAUCUGCAAGAGGAUCAUGAUUGAGCGCUCGCUGCAGCCGCCGCCGCGUCCCACAGACCUCCCGGCUGCUAGGCGACCCCGGCCUUUGUCUGGUGCCUCGUUCCCAACACCCAUGGAAGAGCCCCGCAAGACGGUUCGAGCUCGUUAUUUGGGCAGCGCAGAGGUACCCAGGCCAACCGGUAUGGACGUGUUGAAUGACGCAUUAGAGCGACUCACAGCUGCGCGGGCGCCGUCCGCCUGGCGUCCUGUCGCCGUGGCUGUAGCGCCUUCUUGUAUUACCAUCACUGAGGAAGGGGAAACAACGCCCAUAGUGGAGUGCCGAGUCCGCUAUCUGUCCUUCUUGGGCAUAGGACGCGAUGUCCGUCGCUGUGCGUUCAUAGUCCACACGCCGCAGGACAGCUUCGUUGCGCAUGCGUUCCAUGCGGAACCCAGCUCUGGGGCACUUUGUAAGACAAUAGAGGCUGCAUGCAAGCUCCGCUAUCAGAAAUGCCUGGACGCACAUGGCGGUCUCUCGGGCCUCGGCAGUUUUAGCAACAUGCCUGGCGUCUGCGGCAUCUCCAACGCGAGCGGCACCAGCGCAGGCAGUCCUCCAUCUAGUGACGCGCAAAGAGCAUCUCUCGGGCAGGCGCUUAAAUCGCUUGUCGGCUCGCUUACAGGCCGACGUGCUUCUUGA